AAUAUUUUGACGUUCCAUCGAGUACGUGGCCCCCUGAACGAUACAUUCGGCGCGGUAGGGAACUUUGUCGUAAUAAGGUUUUUAUAAACUUUCUAGUGCCGUACUAAUUAUAGCGUGUAGUAUAAAUCAAACAGAAAUAUGUUUCGAAUAAAAUUCCUUUGGAUUGGUAUCGCCCUGCUGAGUCUGCUGCGAGAUGCCAGCGGUUUUGUGGUAACUAUCGACGCUCAUGCGGAAGAAUGUUUUUUCGAACGGGUGGAAGCUGGCAGCAAAAUGAGUGUCACGUUUGAAGUUAUCGAAGGCGGCUUCCUUGAUAUCGACGUCAAGAUCACCGGUCCCACGUCGAACGUUAUCUACUCGGGCGAAAGGGAGUCCUCCGGCAAAUACACGUUUGCCGCUCACACGUCUGGUCUGCACACAGUUUGCUUCGGCAACCAAAUGUCUUCCGUGGUGCCGAAAGUGGUGAUGUUCUCGAUAGAUGUUGGCGAUGCACCACAAGGAACACCGGGCGCACCGGCGGAGGAGGAGGCGGGACACACGAAGCUCGAGGACAUGAUCAGGGAGCUGUCGGCACAAUUGACUGGAGUUAAACAUGAACAGGAAUAUAUGCACGUCCGCGAUAAAAUCCAUCGUUCGAUAAACGACAGUACAAAUUCACGUGUAGUUUUGUGGUCCACAUUUGAAGCUUUAGUUUUGGUUGUUAUGACUAUUGGUCAAGUGUAUUAUCUCAAGCGUUUCUUUGAAGUACGACGUGUAGUUUAAAAGAGAAAUAAUAUUUAGUAGACAUAAACAAAUGAAGAAAACAUAAAUUGUAAAAAAGGAAAUCAUGAAUAAGCGAUGUUUUCUUUAUUAUCCGAA
Molecule: messenger RNA, 855 nt
Organism: Hermetia illucens (black soldier fly)
Lineage: Eukaryota; Metazoa; Arthropoda; Insecta; Diptera; Stratiomyidae
Gene: CHOp24
Product: transmembrane emp24 domain-containing protein 2
Exons: 3
Coding region: 139-759 (206 amino acids)
Biological process (GO): endoplasmic reticulum to Golgi vesicle-mediated transport; Golgi organization; intracellular protein transport
Cellular component (GO): endoplasmic reticulum-Golgi intermediate compartment; Golgi apparatus; endoplasmic reticulum
Source: RefSeq, a predicted model, not a curated record